AUGGAACAACUUGUGGUUACUGUGGCUGUUUGCCGACUCGCCAUUCUAAAAAGGAUGCCCACUACUCCUCUCACUCUGUUGGUGGCACAUCGGCUGCGGGAACAAGUGAAAGCGAGAAGUGGAAAGAUGAAGGUUCCCGAACCCAAAGGGCGAAUAUACUAAAUUCUCAAAUAGUACUUUGCCAAAAUUCUACCUGUCCUUUUGGACCACUUGUCCCUACAAGGAACGCUUUCGCCACACUUGGGUAUUUUUCCAAGCUAGAACAAUUUGAGAGCCUUCAUUGUGAGAAAGGAGAGCUUUAUAUGGAGUAUAGGCAAAUGUUGUGUCAAGAGCGAAAUGGCCAACUAUGUGAAUUUUGCGAGAAGGAUGAGACUACCAGCGCUCCACUUCCAACUUGACGACCAUAUCCCGACUAUGGCAAGCUGCCAACCUUCCAUUAUCUCUCUUGGAGUGCAACCCCCACCAAUGGCCGUGAGCCGGACGACUUCCAGCCUCGAGCUCAGAUUAAGAGAUUGUUUGAGGAAAGUGAACUAGUCAGUGGGGACAGUGAGGCUAUUAGAAAGUUUUCAGAUAAAUACAUUGUCCCCGAAAAACUUGUGGCAGAGUAUGUUGAACACCUUGCCCAGAUAAAAAUGCGCAAGGAGAAGAAGAAAGAGGAGACUGAAAGGGAGCGAAUGGAACGGCUGAACCGGCAGUACAAUGGCAUUGACUAA
This is a messenger RNA of Porites evermanni, 713 nucleotides long. Lineage: Eukaryota; Metazoa; Cnidaria; Anthozoa; Scleractinia; Poritidae. The record is from the annotation of a GenBank genome assembly.